AUGUCCGACUCGUCCAUCGAUUACAAGAAACUCAAGGAGGACUUCGUGUCCAACUUGACCGGCGGGCCCAUCAGCGAGAUUAGCGCCGUGACCGCGGUCGGACCGGUCGCCAUCUUCCUCUGGUCUGUGCUACAAGCCCGCCAAUCCUUCUUCAAAUCAUACAGCGUCGUCGCUUUUCUCGUCGACUACUUCAUCAACGUCGGAACCAUCAUCCUCUCGACUACGCUAUACUCUAGCACGCCCAUCCUCCUGAGCCUUCUCCUCGUCGCCCCGGCUCUUCUCGUCUGGGCACUGCCCAGCUCGUCGUCCCCGAAAAAGAAGCCCCUUGUCCCCCCCGCCGCCAAAUCUAAGAAUGCCUCCGGAGCUCUCGGCGUCCUGUCGCUUAAGCCCUUCCUUACCACUUACAGAGGCUCCAUGAUGAUCAUGACCUGUACCGCUAUCCUCGCCGUCGACUUCAGACUCUUCCCAAGAAGAUUCGCCAAGGUGGAGACGUGGGGUACCUCUCUGAUGGAUCUAGGCGUUGGCUCCUUCGUCUACUCUGCGGGCGUAGUCGCCGCCCGCCCCGUCCUCAAGCAGCGCGCCGAAGGCCGAACGACACCGCUCCUCCGCCGAUUAACGCAAUCGAUGCGCCACUCCCUCCCACUUCUCAUCCUCGGAGUCAUCCGCACUCUCAGCGUCAAGGGUCUCGACUACGCCGAGCACGUCACCGAGUAUGGCGUGCACUGGAACUUCUUCUUCACCCUGGGCUUCCUCCCGCCCUUCGUCGCCGUCUUCCAGUCCGCUCUCAAGAUCGUCCCCUCCUACGCGACACUCGCCGUCCUCUUAUCCGUCGUUUACCAGCUUGCCCUCGACAACACCCCCCUCAAGGCCUUCGUUCUGACGGCGCCGAGGAAUAACCUAUUUUCCAUGAACAAGGAGGGCAUCUUCAGCUUCAUCGGAUAUCUGUCCAUCUUCCUCUGCGGCCAAGAUGCAGGCAUGUACAUCCUGCCCCGCAGCAUCACGCCGCCGCGGAGCGGAGUCUCCAAGGGCUCUCAGCGGACCACGCUCCUGUUGACCAUGGCAGUCUGGUCCAUGAUCUGGGCAGCGCUAUACUUCUUCGCGACCGAUUACAGCUUCGGCUUCGGGCUAUCCGUGUCCCGCCGGCUCGCGAACCUUCCUUACGUCCUCUGGGUCGCAGCGUUCAACUCGACCCAGAUCUUAAUAUGCUGCCUCAUCGACACCAUCUUCUUCCCGGCGUUUUACAAUGCCAAUGACGCCAGGACGGAGAAGGAGGCGUACAUCAAUGCCACGAGUCGUGUGCUCAGGGCCUUUAAUAGGAAUGGCCUUGCGGUGUUCUUGCUGGCGAAUUUGUUGACGGGGCUUGUUAAUAUGACUGUGCCGACGCUGGACAUGACGCCCAGGCAGACCAUGGGUAUCCUGGUGGGAUAUACUGGCCUUUUGAGCGUUGUUGCUGUUGGUUUGGAUGCGUAUGAUAUUUCUAUUAAGCUUUAG
Molecule: messenger RNA, 1491 nt
Organism: Scedosporium apiospermum
Lineage: Eukaryota; Fungi; Ascomycota; Sordariomycetes; Microascales; Microascaceae
Product: GPI-anchored wall transfer protein 1
Exons: 2
Coding region: 1-1491 (496 amino acids)
Biological process (GO): protein localization to plasma membrane; GPI anchor biosynthetic process
Cellular component (GO): endoplasmic reticulum; membrane
Molecular function (GO): glucosaminyl-phosphatidylinositol O-acyltransferase activity
Source: RefSeq, a predicted model, not a curated record